This is a messenger RNA of Bactrocera latifrons, 5074 nucleotides long. It is a transcript of the gene RhoGAPp190, whose product is annotated as rho GTPase-activating protein 190. The record is from RefSeq and is a predicted model, not a curated record. Lineage: Eukaryota; Metazoa; Arthropoda; Insecta; Diptera; Tephritidae. Gene Ontology annotation, biological process: signal transduction.
UGUGAUGAAGAGUGAAAAAUUCUGUAAUGCCAUCAAUUGAGUAUUAGUACGGUAGAAGGUUUUAUAAAAUUUUAUAAACAUUUCUCAAAGUCUAUUUUACACUAAAUAAUACUGUAAAAGUGGCGGUGUUAAAUAUUUGUAAUUAUAAAGGCUGUGUCCAAGGAGAGCAGUCGUAAAUAGUGCAAUUUAAUUUAUAUUAAGUGUGAAUCAUGAAACAGAUUAAUGUGUCCGUAAUAGGUCUUUCGGGGACUGAAAAGGAUAGGGGUCAAGUUGGUGUUGGAAAAUCAUGCCUCUGCAACAGAUUCAUUCGUCCGAUGGCCGAUGAUUACUUUAUUGAUCACAUAUCAGUGUUGAGUCAGAGUGACUUUAGUGGACGAAUUGUUAACAAUGAUCACUUCUUAUAUUGGGGAGAUGUGCGAAAAACCACGGAAGAUGGAGUGGAUUAUAAUUUCCAAAUAAUUGAACAGACGGAGUUUAUGGAUGAUUCCACAUUCCAACCGUUUAAGGUUGGGAAAAUGGAACCAUAUUACAAGCGUUGUAUUGCCACUAAAGUAUUUUCAGCGGAAAAGCUUAUGUACAUAUGUAAAAACCAAUUGGGGAUCGAGAAAGAGUAUGAACAAAAAAUAAUGCCCGAAGGCCGACUGAGUAUAGAUGGUUUCAUUGUGGUAUUUGAUGUGAGUCCUGUGCCAAAUCGACCGGUUGAAAAGCAAGUUGACUUUGUUCACAAUGUCAUAGUAAAUAUAUUGAAAAAUAAGAAACCAGUUGUGCUCGUUACAACUAAAAAUGACGAUUCCAAUGAAAUAUAUAUACGGGAGGCCGAAAAAAUUUGCCAGCGUAAGGAAUAUAAGGGUUUGAUUCAAUUGGUCGAAACAUCCUCUCAUGAAUCUAUAAAUAUAGAUUUAGCUUUUAUACUUCUUGCUCAAACUAUAGAUAAAGUGAAAAGUCGUGUAAAAAUUACUUCAUACUAUGAGGCUGCGAAAUCACGAAAAGAACUAUUGGACACACGUUCUGAAGCUGUCACGAGACUAAUUCGUAACCAAAUAAUUGAUUACCAUGUGCUUUGGUCGCAGGGAUCCAAAAUAUUAGCACAGUACAGAGAAUGGACAGAAUUCUUAAACAUUUUUGGUGUAGAAGCUGGUCAAAAGCUCUUCAGACGUCAUAUGAAAAAGCUUCGUGAUGAUCAUUUAAAUAAUAAACUCAAUGAGUACAUUGAUAAGUUUGCCAGUGUAUUGGAGUAUCUUUUACCCGACAUAAGUUCUUUGGGUACAGUAGAUGAAAAUAUAUGGGGAAAUGCCAAAGGCAUAUUGAGAAGCCAUCCUGAUUUUGAUCGGCAUUUUUUUGAGUGCCCUCAAGCUUCAUGGACGGAAUUAGUUGAUAUGGAAGAAACCGAAGACGAAGUUCGUAUUCCAUUCGAUGUAUUGGAUACUCCGGAAGCGGAAACAAUAUUUCGAAAUUAUGUUAAUGCGGUGCAGCAAGAUAAGAAAAAAAUUGGUUGGAAGCAUCAAUUUAAACUAUUAUUGGAAGAAUCCGGCUUUGUGACCCCAGGUAAACAGCUAUCAGAGGUGCGCGUGCUUUUCAUGGGUCGUGAAUGCUUUGAAGCUUUAUCAGAACAUGAUUGCCAACAAAUUUAUGACAUUCAUCAAGAUGAAAUUAUCGAGAAAAGCAAGCAAAACUUUAUAGAACUAUUGUUAGAAAACGCACAAUUCUUCCAGCAGUUUAAAAAUGUUGAUAUAAUUACUCAAGAAGAUGUUCGGGCAAUUACAGAUCUUAUACAGGACGAUUCCAGGUAUAAAAUAUUAGACAGACUUGAUCAGGAGCGACGGGUGAUCCUAUUUCAACAUUUGGGCUUUAUACACUGCCCCAUACGCGAGCAUUGUCCUUUCUUCCAUAAUUGCGUUGAUAGUUUGGUAGAUGAAUGCUUGGUCGAUAAGUCGCCAAAUCAGAAGAAUUCCAGCAACUGGAAGUCUUCGAGCUCCGACAGAACUUUAAAUUUAUUAAUAGUGGGAUCCGAACAUCUUGCAAGUGAUUUGCUUAAUGAUAUUCGAAUGUGCACGGGAUCAAAAGGGGAAUAUGUUUAUGAGAACCAAACCUAUUACCUAAAUUAUCGCAUUGCCAAUGGAGAUAUGGAAGCAUUUAAGUCAAUUGAUGUACAUUCGAGUGGGUUAAUUUGUGUGUACUCAAAUCAACAGUCGUUUGAAACGCUGAAAGAUAACUUGGAGCGCACUUUGUUAUGUAAUUUGGAAUUAGAGGACAAAUUUGAGAACUUGCCUAUCGUUUUGGUGUAUCAACCUCAGGAUCUGAAAGAAAACGAAGUUGAGUACCUGCGUAAUGAAGGAUUACGAUUAUCUGAAAUGCUACACUGCGAUUUUAUUGAUCAUCAACAAAAUCAACAAAAAUAUGUCUACGACAUUCUUAACAUUGUUAUUCUAUCCUUAAGACUUUCAGAGAUGAAAAAUUUUGAUUCGUAUUCUUCAAAUCAUAUUGAUUUAAGAAUACUUGUUUGUAUGUUUUGUGGGGAUCAAUAUGAUAUUGAAAAUAUUAUAAACCCGCUAAUAGCUGAAUCGACAAACUGUAAAUCGUCAGAACAUUCCAUUUUGGUUGACGUAUUUAUAGGAGAUUCAAAAAAGCGGAUUGAAUUCAUCCUUUCAUCUUAUCACGGAAUAAACCAAUAUCGUGAGGAAUUAAUUCAUGGAUAUAUUUAUUUUUAUUCUGGAAAACGUCGAUCAUCACUUUCAAAUUUAAAGGAAAGGGACAUAUCUUUAGAUGAAAUUUACGACGACAACGAAAAGCCGAAACACCAUCACCAAAGGUUUCAGAUUUUCCCACCUCCAACAACUCCUCCAGAGCCAGCUCCACCUGAUCAUCAACUCAUAACGUGUACAUAUAAGAGUCAAUUCGUAUCGGCUUCCGAGUCUAGUUUGGAAGAAAUAACAUCAGCUGAUGUAAGUGGAUCAAAGGAUUCAUUGGCCACACAUGAAGCAGAGUGGCUGGAGGAUAAAAAUGAACCACGAAGAAAUUUAAACAAAAAUUCCAUUUGGAACAACUUUAGUGGUUCCACCCAUGCUUAUACAACUGGUCGUCGUCACAUUGAUUCUAAUUUAAAUAAAAUUCGUCCAAAAGGUCCGAGUCAAACAUUAAAGCAACCCGGUAAAUUAAAUAUGAAAAACUUUCAACUCGUAAGUGAAGCAGUAGCUAAAAUGAAUUUUGGAGGUGACACAUUUUUGCCAGUUUCUGAUGCUGAUAAAUGCUCAAAACGAUAUCAGCAUUUUAAUCAUACUCAACUUGAUUGUGACGAAGAUGAUUCAGAGGAAUUGGCUGAAUACGAACAAAUUUAUGAAAAUGAAGACUGUACCGAGUCCGAUAGCUGUGCAAGUUCAACCGAACGUAAAGUGCGUCAGCAGAAUAGCUCAUACUACAAGAUGAAUAAAAAACCUCAGACCAACAAGAAAACCAAGAAAAAGAAAGUUGCCAUCCCCGUACAAACACCAAGGGUUCCACUCUUUGGCUCCUAUGUAAGCCCACCAGAGAUUCCUCAACAUUAUCAUCGAGCUGUGUCAGAUGCUAAAAAAUCGGCCGAACAUUGCACCAAUGAGCUUGUAAAGAACGAUAAAUCACCAGAUUAUUCCAUGGUUCCUGAAAGUAUCAAUUUGUUUGGAACAGACAAUUUGACAGAAUUUAAUAUUAAUCCGAAAUCUCUGAAGGAGUUCGAAAAGACGGAAAAACGUCGGUUGAAAGAAGACAAUGCAAGACUACGUAAAUUGCAAGAAAAGGAAAAGGAACAAGAGAAAAAACACAAGCGAAAGUUGAAGCAAGCUUGCAAAGGCUUAACAGACAAUACUGAAUCUCAUUUUGGAAAAUUACUAAUCUCGGACAAAGAUGAAAUCCCAACAUUCCUUAUAAGAUGUGUCGAAUUUAUUGAGAAAGAGGGUCUUGACUCGGAAGGAAUAUAUAGAGUACCCGGAAGUCGAGGUCACGUUGACUUGCUUUUCCAAAAAUUCGAAGAAGAUCCACACACUGUAAUUGAUGUGCUUGAUAUUCCAGUUAAUGCCGUAGCAACAGCAUUAAAAGACUUCUUUUCCAAGCGUUUACCUCCUUUAUUUAGCAAAGAUAUUAUUAAGGAGCUUGAAGAUAUUGCAGGUUCUCGAGGUAUUGGUUCAUCUAAAAUUAAUGUGGAAGUAAAAACGGAUCGGAGUUGCCGUUUGAUAUUAUUGAAGACUUUGUUACAGAAAUUACCGCCCAUGAAUUUUAUGAUCCUGAAGUACAUAUUCGAGCACUUUGUUCAUGUAUCCGAGAAUUCAAAACUAAAUAGCAUGGAUAGCAAAAAUUUGGCAAUUUGUUGGUGGCCAACUCUGAUUCCUAUUGACUUUACGGAUAUGAGCCAUUUUGAGCAAUUGCGGCCAUAUUUAGAAGAUAUUGUGCAGACGAUGAUUGACCAGUUUCCAUAUUUGUUUUGCGGAAAAGAUGCUUUUGUUAUGGUUUAAAUACUCAUAUAUUCCAGCGUAAAAGCUUAAUUUUAGAUGUUAUUAUGUGGAAGAAUAUAAAGAAACUGUGUUUUAAUGGAUUUGUUGUGUGAAGUGAUGUUUAAUUAAGAAUAUUCGAAUAUGCGUCUAAAAUAAUAAUUUAUAUUAUGUGUUAAAUUAUAUUUAAGCUAUAAAUGUUUUAAAUGUCUCGUAUGUAUGUUUAACGAGUUGUGUAGUGAUAUCUAUGCCAUGUGUAUGUAUGCUUAUAUAUAUAUUUUUUAAAUUUGGGUGUAUUAUUAUUGUAGAUGUUGUUCUUAUAAAUUGGGCUGAAAAAACUUUAUCAAAGGAACACUUCUGACAAGUACUAACAAUGUGAAUGAAAAAACAAUACAUUCAUAUAUAUACCUAAAAAAAUAGAUAAUGGAAAGAUUUGUAUAAAUGUGUGUCUAUUUCAUGAUAUACCUUAUAAAAUUAUGCAUUCGUAAUCAACGCGAUUUGGUGUAAUUAUAUUUUUUAAAAUUAUGAUAUUUACGGAACUCCAUACGGAUACCCGUCAUAAUCUAAAUGCACAAACAUUAUAAAAACAAAUAAAAUAAUUCCAAAAAAAUUCGAUA